CGUCCCGCAGGUCCGCCAUAUUGUCUGCUGAAGCUACCGCAGCUGCGGCCGCCAAGUCUGAGCGAGCGGAGCCGCGAUGGAGACCAUGGCGAGCCCAGGAAAAGACAAUUAUCGAAUGAAAAGCUAUAAGAACAAUGCUUUGAACCCUGAGGAAAUGAGGCGAAGAAGAGAGGAAGAGGGCAUUCAGCUUCGGAAGCAGAAGCGGGAGCAGCAACUUUUUAAACGAAGAAAUGUGGAGCUGAUUAAUGAAGAAGCUGCCAUGUUUGAUAGUCUCCUCAUGGACUCUUAUGUGAGCUCUACAACUGGGGAGAGUGUGAUCACAAGAGAGAUGGUGGAGAUGCUCUUUUCUGAUGAUUCUGACUUGCAGUUAGCAACCACACAGAAAUUCCGAAAACUGCUCUCCAAAGAGCCUAGUCCUCCAAUAGAUGAAGUUAUCAACACUCCAGGAGUAGUUGAUCGGUUUGUAGAGUUCCUGAAGAGGAAUGAAAAUUGUACAUUACAGUUUGAAGCUGCCUGGGCUCUAACAAACAUUGCCUCUGGAACCUCUCAGCAGACCAAAAUUGUCAUUGAAGCAGGAGCCGUUCCCAUUUUUAUAGAGCUGCUUAACUCAGACUUUGAGGAUGUACAGGAACAGGCAGUCUGGGCUCUAGGAAACAUAGCUGGAGAUAGUUCCAUUUGCCGAGAUUACGUCUUGAACUGUUCCAUCCUUAAUCCUUUAUUAACACUCCUUACCAAGUCCACACGAUUGACAAUGACACGGAAUGCAGUCUGGGCCCUGUCAAACCUCUGCCGAGGAAAGAACCCACCCCCAGAGUUCGCAAAGGUCUCUCCUUGUUUGCCUGUAUUAUCUCGCCUACUCUUCAGCAGCGACUCAGACUUACUGGCAGAUGCUUGCUGGGCUCUCUCUUACCUGUCUGAUGGCCCCAAUGAGAAGAUCCAGGCGGUCAUAGACUCUGGAGUCUGCCGGCGAUUGGUAGAGCUUCUGAUGCACAACGAUAACAAAGUGGCUUCUCCUGCCUUGAGAGCUGUGGGUAACAUUGUCACUGGGGAUGACAUCCAGACCCAGGUCAUUCUUAACUGUUCAGCCCUCCCUUGCCUCCUCCAUUUGCUGAGUAGCUCCAAAGAGUCAAUCCGGAAGGAAGCUUGCUGGACCAUUUCAAAUAUCACUGCUGGCAACAGGGCUCAAAUACAGGCUGUCAUAGAUGCAAAUAUCUUCCCUGUAUUGAUUGAAAUCCUUCAGAAAGCAGAGUUUCGUACAAGGAAAGAAGCAGCCUGGGCCAUCACCAAUGCCACAUCAGGAGGAACCCCUGAGCAGAUCAGGUACUUGGUGUCACUGGGCUGCAUCAAACCCCUGUGUGACUUGCUGACUGUAAUGGAUUCGAAGAUUGUGCAAGUAGCCCUCAAUGGACUAGAGAACAUUCUGCGGCUUGGAGAACAGGAGGGCAAGCGCAGUGGCUCAGGAGUCAAUCCCUAUUGUGGCCUCAUUGAGGAAGCCUAUGGCUUGGAUAAAAUUGAGUUUCUCCAGAGCCAUGAGAACCAGGAGAUCUACCAGAAGGCCUUCGACCUUAUUGAGCACUACUUUGGUGUAGAAGACGAUGAUAGCAGCCUGGCUCCCCAAGUGGAUGAAACGCAACAGCAGUUCAUCUUCCAGCAGCCUGAGGCCCCCAUGGAGGGCUUCCAACUAUAAUGUCUGCCUCCGGGGAGGGGAGGGAAUGGGAAGCACCACCAACCAGCAGAGGAGCAGCCCUCUGGUGGGCGGGAAGCCAGCCCCCCCACCAUCAGCCACCACACACCUGCUGCCCUGGAGACUGUGCUCUUGACCUGCUCUUCCCCCUUCCCUGGAGGGAGCACCCUCUGGACUGACAGAACCAUCUGAGGCUCACAUUUGGGUUUUGUGACAAGAAGGGGACGUGUUGGGUUUUUCUUCCUUACACUAUAUUUUGGCUGCACACAUGUCUUUAACCCAUGAGCCCAGGGGUAGACGAAGGAGGACUGAGGUAAUCAUUUUGCACCUUUUUUUUUUUUUUUUUUUUUUAAUUUUUAUUUUUUUCUUUUUAUCUUAGUGGUGACUUCCUUCCUUUUAUCUUCCCUCAUCUUUCCCAGUCCUCUGCCCUUAUCUGUGUAAUUCUUAUCUUGGGUACUUGAGCAGAUGGAAUAUUCCAGAGGUGGGAGGUGGGAGGGGAGGGGAGAAAUCCAAAACAAAGUGUUCUUGCUCUGACAGAAUAUUAAUCUUAUAUGCUUGGAUUGAGUUAUUUAAUUUUUUUUUUCUUUUGCACAUUUUUCUUGUAUUAAGGUUGCUCUUCCCAAGAGCCAUGAGUUCCUGAUUUUGGGAAUCCCAGCUGCCAGCAUUGUCUGGGACUAGAGGCUGAUGGGGAGGCCACCAGAAAUAAAGGCCCCUCUCUCCUCUGAACCUUUACCCAGAUCUCUUUAAUUUGGGAGACCCCCUCACUCCCCUGGGACAAGUACACCCGUGGGAGUAGAGGGAAGGAGCACAGGCCUUCAGACAGGGCUUCUCAUGUGUAGCUACUGACCCCAUGUUUCCUACCCAUCUUCUGAAUGGUGCAACCCAACUUCAUUUGUUUACUUGAAAAUUCCCCUCAGGGUUGAGUGAACCUCUGAGGUGACUGUAUUUUCUUCUAAGCUCAAGACAGGGGGCUAUGGUCCUUCCUUUCUCCUGAGGAGAAAGUCCUUGCUCUGGUGACCCAUAAGUUGCAGAGGAGAUUGGAGUGAGAGUGUCAUGUAUUGGGAUAGUCAGGGAUCCCUGCCCUUAGCCUUUCUUCUUCCUCUUCCAUAGUUGGAUCAUGUAUAUUUUACUUCCAAAGGAGAGAAUGUCAAAAUGUUCUGUAUUUUUUUAUAUUCUAUAUAAUUAGGUAGGUCAAUCUUAAUUGGUCUUAGGAGGAACUGUCUGUAAUUUCUGUGAGUAGGCUACUGUAAGGAAGACCAAAAAAGAGAUGUGGAGGCUCUCCCACUUAGAAGGUCUGAGCUUGGUCUACAGCCCAGACUACAAGACUGACUGCUUGUAGUCUGAGCCACCAGCUGGGACCAACCCUCAGCUCCAGAACCUUUAUAAAGCAGGUCAGCCUGGUUUGAUUGUCCCAGUACCUAAAGGGAGCAAAGAUGGGCUCAGGGACUGAUGAAGUCUACCAUCAGGAAAUCCAGAAACGAAUCUUACCUUUUCAAAAUCAAUCUCAAUGGCUGUUGUCCACAUAAGUUUCCAUACAUGGCUGCCUCUCCUAUUAUCAUAGAAACUCAGCAGCCUGAAUAUUUUUGUGAGAGCUCUUGCUGUUUGGGAUCCUUAUACCUGGUUUGGGUUUGCCCUUCCUUGUGACAAUUUUAAUCCAGAUGCCUUUUCUUUCUCUCAGAGUAAAGCUAGUGCAGGGCCUCAGUGGCUUGCCUGUACCUCUUGGGUGGGUUACACAUGAUAGUAAACCCUGGCUGUUGAUGUUGGGGCUGUAGGAAGUUGUCAGCUAAGUGUAGACCAGCUGUGGAGCUGAUGGUACAAUCUGCCCUGCCCCUGCUUAGUCAGAAGUGUCCUGCUCUGCUCUGCACUUCUCAUCCCGUUUUGGCUCAGGUAAAAUACCCCUCUGCUUAUAUAUCUAAAAUUCAGGUUCUUAUUGUCAACCAUUGGUCUUAAAUUUGUCCUCAGCUUAUCUUUGAAGUCUCACUCCAGAGCCAUUUUCUGAGAAAGGUGGUUUAGAGCUGGUCCUUGAUACUAAAAAAAAUCAUACCAGUGUUAUACUACUUCAGUGAGUCAUAUGCUACUUAUCAGCUUAGCAAAAAUGGCUGCCAACCCCCAAUCUCCUAGGAAGGCAAAGGGUAGGACCUUUUCCAUUUGCCCAGCUGCCUCCAUUACAAAACUGUCUUACAGUUCAUAGAAGAGCCUGCCACCAUCAGCUUUGUCCAAAGGGCAGAGCAAUUUAGUAGGAUCUACUUUGUACCUCAAGCAACAGUUAAGUGCUUGACAUUGAAGCUACAUUCUUAGUGUGAGACAUAAAUGUCCUGCUUUCCCAACUGUUCCUUCAGAAUCUAAUUUGGCUUCAGAUCUGGGUCCUGUACCAGAUGAAGACUUUGUUGGUCAUUGGCUCCUGCUUAAGACUUCAAGGGCUGAAUUCUGGGACAGAUUUCAGAGAAAAGUGACCUCUAAGAGUCUUGUGUCUUCCCUGAACCAUGUUUUCCCCUUAGUCUUUCUUAAGUCCCCUUUUAGUCCACAGAUGUUCUUCCAACCCACAGAAGCAGUUACAUCUUUUGUAUCUUCUCCUCUCCUUUGGCCAUCUUGUGGAGAGCCAUUGUGGACAGCCCCCAUCUGAACUCUAGCCCCUGACCUAAGUGAGGGCAAAGCUUUCUUUCCAGUUUCUGAAUGGUUAUUGCCAGGAUGAAGGGGCUCCCCAGCCUACCUUAAAAGCUAGAGAAGCUGAGGCAUGUUUUUGGAUUCCUUAUAUGUUGGCACGUGGUUCAUACAUCCAUUUUAAGAUCUCUGGUUGGGGUGGAGAUAGCUAGGGGUGGAUUAAGAGAACAAGGGCCCUUUUUCAUGGUUCAUGUAUUCAGAUACUAUUUUGAAUAAUGCCAGCUAUUCUUAUUACCAACUCCUCUAGGCAUCCCAUCCCCAAAUCUUUUCUAGUACAGGGUGUCUGGUCUUAGAAGUCUGUCUUCAGUUGCCAGCCUUCCCCAGAGACUGCCUGGCCUUCAUAUUGGCUGCAGCUUUCUGGUAGAACCAUAUGAAUUCCACCCUUGACUUGCCAGCCUAGUUUUGGGUCUCUGGGCAUAAAUGAACCUUCCAAGUAGGUAGCUUCAGCUUUCAGAGAUCCUUGUUGUUUUCCCUUACCUGGAACUCAGAGAUCUACUGCAUCAAUCCUUCUUGCCCUGGAAGCUAAACUGCACAGAUUUAUAGCUGCUAUUGUUCUUAGUUAAGGCUCUUAGGCACAUACUCUAUUUCUCUGAAGCCAAACCAGUUCAAAAUGGAAACUGUUCAGCAAACUGAACUGUGUUUCCAUUUUCUUAUGGCUUCCUGCCUGGAAAGCAGGAAACCUACCAAUGGAAACCACCCCCAUGUGCCCCUCUUUGAAGGCCUCAGCUCUUUUGUUCAGGCCUCAUCUCUUCCCUAGGCUCACUCAAGUUUGUAUCCAUUGUCUUGGAAUCCCUCAGUAGAUGUAUCUUGUAGGAUCAGAUUUUAGAUUUUCAGUUGAAGGCAGGGAAUCAGCUUCUCCAGGUUGCUCUAGGCAUUCCAGAGAUCCAGGAGGGAGGACAGGCUGGUUGAGGGUUCCCUGGAAGGCUGGAGAACGGUGCAAGAUUUAGUGCACUGACCCAAAGGAAAUGCUCAUAACCACCAACAGAUUCUUCCAGGUAGUACCACCCUAGAAGGUAGUGAGGGUGGGACUGAGAGACUGUUCACAGUGGAUUUCUCCAGGCCACUUAGGAUUUCACAUUCUAGACCAACCUUGUCCAGUAUUUUACUUUUUGGGUUGAUUCUUUUGUUAAACAAGCUGAGAUUUUGGCAUUGCAUGAAUGGAUCCGUGUAUGGGUGGGCAUUAGCUGCUCUUUGGCCAACACCUUUGCAAAUGGUUUGGUAAUCCCAUUGUCUGUCCUCUAGUCCCACCCCUGAGUAAGACCAUAGCAAGAGUUGGGUGCAGUGGAGGCUGAGGCAAGAGGAUCUCAAAUUUGAGUCCAGCCUGGGCAACUUAAAGGGACACUGUCUCAAAGACUGAAAAAGGACUAGGGGCAUAAACCCCUGGGUUCUGUACCCAGUAAAACACACAAAGACCAUAACAACAAUUUGAUGUCAAGAACAACCAAAUCUGUGAAGUAAAACUAUUUUCCUCUGAGAGAAUUUUGCUUCAGGCCUGAACUACUUGCAGGACCAAAGCUGGCAGAAAAGCAGCAUUAAAUUAAAGGGCCCAGAAACACCCUGGGAGAAAGGUUUGUGCAGUUUCUCUGCAGGGACUUAGGCCUACCUGCCUACUUUUGGGCCAGCGUGACUUCUGAUGCCCACAAUAGCACAUACCUAAAUCAUCCUGCUACACACUAGCCCUGCCCGCCUGUGUAGAUUCACUUUUCAACCACUGGGUUUGAGGAGAACUGGAAUCCAUGCUCAGGGGGCUGUGAAGGAAGUCAGAAGCUCAGAUCCUGAGACUGGUUGGGAACCUCUGGCUCAGUAUGUCCUUAAAGAGCCCACACUACAUAAACCCUCAGGCCCAAGAUUUGGGUAUUGGCUUUUUUUAGCUUUUGUGGGAACUGCCUUACAAAACAAGGGAAGGGGACAUGAAGUCUCAGCAACCCAACAGAAUAACCCCCUAAGUUACAGCUAAGGACCCUAAGAAGGUGAAUCAAACCCUUCUGUUUUUCUUUCCAAAAAACUCAUUUGCUUUUAUUUUUCUAAGAACUGUAAACUAUGGCUAUUUUCCACGUUCUCAGGGCCCCUGGGUAGACAGAAAAAGCUUCAUGAUUUCAGAGCAGACAUAGGCCAAGAAACCAUGGCAUUGAGUGUGCUGAGUCCAGACAAAUGAUAUUUAUAUACACAUCCAAAUUUGAAGAGAAAAUGUAUUUCUUUAGGUUUCAAACACUGUAAUAGAUAUAAAGCAAAAAUAAAAACCUGUUGCAAAGUU
This is a messenger RNA of Sciurus carolinensis (gray squirrel), 6599 nucleotides long. RefSeq names its product karyopherin subunit alpha 6 (gene Kpna6). Gene Ontology annotation, cellular component: nucleus; cytoplasm; nucleoplasm. NCBI's taxonomy places the organism in Eukaryota, Metazoa, Chordata, Mammalia, Rodentia, Sciuridae. Gene Ontology annotation, biological process: NLS-bearing protein import into nucleus. The transcript has 14 exons. Gene Ontology annotation, molecular function: protein binding; nuclear import signal receptor activity. Bases 77 to 1687 code for a protein of 536 amino acids. The record is from RefSeq and is a predicted model, not a curated record.